This is a messenger RNA of Malus domestica (apple), 839 nucleotides long. RefSeq lists its product as uncharacterized. The record is from RefSeq and is a predicted model, not a curated record. Gene Ontology annotation, molecular function: calcium ion binding. Lineage: Eukaryota; Viridiplantae; Streptophyta; Magnoliopsida; Rosales; Rosaceae.
CUAAAAUAAUGGCUCAUCAACCACAGAAACCCCAUAAGAUUAGGAGCUAACCACAUCUUCUAUAUAUAUAAGCAAAGUCAACAAAAUUAGGCAACAGAGUUUCAUUUCACAAAUUACACCCAAAAAACAAAUCUCUGAAAAGAGCUGAAAUUCUUUGAUUGAUCAAUGAAAACGAGUAGCAGUUCCAGUGCCGUUGUUAUUCAUGCCCUGAACAAUUUGACCGUCACCGGAUUCGUGGAAGACACAACGAUGUUUGAGAAAUGCAGUAAGGAAUGCUUCGGAAAACUUGACGUGGACGGUCAGGGAGGGCUAUCGAGGGAGAAGCUACGUGCAGGGUUUGGCAAACUUUUGCCGGGCAUCGGGUACGUAUCGCAGCCGAAAGACGAAAUCAACGUCCUGCAUGAUGAAAUAUUUGAGAGAUUUGAUGCGGAUAAAAAUGGUGUGAUCGAUGGUCAAGAGUUUCAGACUCUGUUGGCGGAGACGAUGCUCGCGGUGGCGCGAGGGAUCGGGGGUUCGCCGGUUCUGGUGGCGCUUGAACAUGGCAGCCUCCUCAUGAGGGCUGCUGAACAUGAAAAGGCAAGAGUAUGCAAAUAGCUGGGAUCAAAUAAUUUUCAUGAUCUUUGUAUUUAAUGGUAUUUUUGUAUACAUCUAGCUACAAAGAUAGUAAAUGAAUGAUGCUUGGAAUAAUAUAUUCAUAGGCAAAAAGAUGUGAUGAACCUGAAAAUUUUGGAAUACUUGUUUAAUUUUCAGGUGUUAUAUAUGGAGCAUUUUUGUUUUAUUACUUUGGGUUGUAUGGAUUUGUUAAGAUUUUGCUUUUGUUAUAUAUUACUUUGCGUAUA